CUUCUCACUAAACUAUUAUUGCCAAAAAUUAAAGAUUCACAACCGGCACGUAUAGUAAAUCUUGCCAGUCAUGCUCAUAGAAUUGCUCCUGAGGGUGGAAUUCAAUUCGAGAAAUUAAACGAUCCAAAUGCCACGGACUCAUUGUCACGUUAUGGUCAAUCAAAACUUGCAAGUAUUUUGUUCACUAACGAAUUGAAUAAACGAUAUCUUGAAGGAGAGCAAGUAUAUGCAAACUCUCUUCAUCCAGGUGUUGUAGAUACAAGUUUGAUAAGAGAAAACAAAAUAACUUUGUCGGAAACUAUUGCUUCUCAUCCAAUCUCACGUGAUGAUGGAGCUAUUACUACCUUAUAUUGUGCUACAAGUCCAGAAAUCGAAGAAAAAAAUUAUCGUGGAAAAUAUUUUGAACCAUUUGGUAAAGAAAGUAGACGAUCUUCAUAUGCUGAAGAUGAUGAUUUGGCUAAAAAACUUUGGGAAUUUACAGAGAACUUGAUAAAUGACAAAUUUAAAAAUUAA
This is a messenger RNA of Racocetra persica, 513 nucleotides long. The record is from the annotation of a GenBank genome assembly. Lineage: Eukaryota; Fungi; Glomeromycota; Glomeromycetes; Diversisporales; Gigasporaceae.